AUGAGUGCUGUCAGCAUUACAAACGUCACUGUUCUUGACAAUCCUUCCUCCUUUUUGAAACCUUUCCAGUUCGAGAUCUCUUACGAGUGUUUGACUCCUCUUAAAGACGGUUUGCUUACUUUCUUAAAUCAAAAUAUGAAGAAAUCAAUUGCAUUGCAUUUCAGUUCGUUCAUAUUAUUUCUGAUUCAUUUUGGUAACUCAAGCUGUCAUGUGUAUGCAAUUGGUCUAGUUUUCAAUUUAAACAUUGAGUUGUACAAUCCUGAUAACAAUCAGAUUGAGGGCCAUUAUGGAUCUGGAAUUCACUCUGUUGCUCUUUAUUUGGAAUGGAAGCUUAUAUACGUAGGAUCAGCUGAGGAUGAGACGUAUGACCAGCAAUUGGAGAGCGUACUUGUGGGGCCUGUGAAUGUUGGAAAUUACCGUUUUGUGUUACAGGCAGACCCUCCAGACCCAUCCAAGAUUCGGGAAGAAGACAUAAUUGGUGUGACAGUACUUCUGCUCACUGGCUCCUAUCUUGGCCAGGAAUUUGUUCGAGUUGGAUACUAUGUGAACAAUGAUUAUGCCGACGAACAGUUGAGAGAAGAACCUCCCACAAAAGUCUUGAUUGAUAAGAUACAGAGAAAUAUUCUUUGCGACAAACCUAGGGUCACAAAAUUCCCCAUAAACUUUCAUCCAGAGAACAGUGAGAGUGGAGAGCAACCCCUGCCAACUGAUAAUGCGGUUAGUGCUGAUGGAAUUGGAGAGACAGCAUCUUCACAUGUACAUCAUUUUGAGGAGCAGGCGCCUAGGUGUUUGGAUGACUAG
Molecule: messenger RNA, 801 nt
Organism: Cannabis sativa
Lineage: Eukaryota; Viridiplantae; Streptophyta; Magnoliopsida; Rosales; Cannabaceae
Product: probable histone chaperone ASF1A
Exons: 6
Coding region: 1-801 (266 amino acids)
Biological process (GO): DNA replication-dependent chromatin assembly
Cellular component (GO): nucleus
Molecular function (GO): histone binding
Source: RefSeq, a predicted model, not a curated record